UGUUUGAGAACCCCUGAUAAAGCACGAGGAUCGUCGUGUUUCAUCAUUUGCUGAUUUUUAUGAAAUUAAAAAAGCCAUGGCAUCGUUUGUGGUACCGGUUGCAGUAAGAUUCACUCGUGUCACGAUUGAUAGUUUACACAAUAUAAAUAAAAAUAUAUUAUUUAGGUUAGCUCAGCCAAUGUACAUCUCUUGGCAGAAACAAGAAUAUAGUACAAUUACAGAACAGAAGAAACCGGAGAGUGGGGAGUCACAAACAUCAGUAUCUGAAAGUAUGGAAAACGAAAAGAAAUUAAAAGUAGAUUUAGAACUUCUCAAUAAAGAAUUAGCAGAACUUAGAACUUCUAAAAACGAGUUAGAAGAUAAAUAUAAAAGGGCGCUCGCGGAUGGAGAAAACCUACGAAUGAGAUUAACGAAACAAAUUGAAGAUGCAAAAUUGUUCGGUAUUCAAGGAUUUUGUAAAGAUCUUUUAGAAGUAGCUGAUAUUUUAGGCAAAGCUACAGAAAGCGUACCAAAGGAUGAACUCACGGAAAAGAAUCCACAUUUAAAAACUUUAUACGAAGGUUUAAGAAUGACAGAAGCACAAUUACACAAAGUGUUCAAGAAACACGGUUUAAUUUCGUUAAAUCCUUUGAAUGAAAAGUUUGAUCCUAAUCAACACGAAGCAUUGUUUCAACAGCGAACAAACAUGUCGAAAGCACCAGCAGUUGGAAUCGAUUUAGGAACAACCUACUCCUGCGUGGGUGUCUUCCAGCAUGGAAAGGUUGAGAUCAUUGCAAAUGAUCAAGGAAAUCGAACGACGCCGAGUUACGUUGCCUUUACAGACACCGAAAGGCUAAUCGGCGAUGCGGCGAAAAAUCAGGUCGCCAUGAAUCCCACCAACACCAUAUUCGAUGCCAAAAGAUUGAUCGGGCGUCGCUUCGAUGAUCCAACGGUACAGAGUGAUAUGAAACAUUGGCCGUUCACGGUGAUAAACGAGGGAGGAAAGCCCAAGAUCAGAGUGUCGUACAAAGGAGAAACGAAGACCUUCUUCCCAGAGGAAGUGUCUUCGAUGGUUCUAACGAAGAUGAAGGAAACGGCGGAAGCGUAUUUGGGGAAGACAGUGACCAAUGCCGUGAUCACCGUGCCAGCGUACUUCAACGAUUCGCAGAGACAAGCCACGAAAGACGCAGGAGCGAUAGCUGGUCUGAAUGUUUUGAGAAUCAUCAACGAACCGACCGCGGCAGCGAUCGCUUAUGGCUUAGAUAAAAGGACAUCGGGCGAAAAGAACGUUUUGAUCUUUGACCUGGGAGGUGGUACCUUCGAUGUGUCGAUCCUGACCAUCGAGGAUGGUAUCUUCGAGGUGAAAUCGACGGCAGGAGACACUCACCUUGGAGGAGAGGACUUCGACAAUCGUAUGGUGAAUCACUUCGAGCAGGAAUUCAAGAGGAAAUACAAGAAGGAUCUGAGCGUGAACAAGAGAGCACUCAGACGACUGAGAACAGCCUGCGAGAGAGCGAAGAGAACCCUGAGCUCGUCCACGCAAGCGAGUAUCGAAAUCGAUUCUCUGUUCGAGGGUAUCGAUUUCUAUACUUCCAUUACCAGGGCUCGAUUCGAAGAACUUUGCUCGGAUCUGUUCAGGAGUACCCUAGAACCCGUGGAGAAGGCUUUGAGGGACGCUAAGAUGGAUAAGUCUCAAGUUCACAGUAUCGUACUAGUCGGUGGAUCGACUAGAAUACCAAAGAUUCAAAAAUUACUGCAAGACUUCUUCAACGGCAAAGAGUUGAACAAAUCCAUCAAUCCGGACGAAGCUGUAGCCUAUGGAGCCGCUGUGCAAGCUGCCAUCUUGCACGGCGACAAGUCCGAGGCGGUUCAAGAUUUGCUGUUACUGGAUGUCACGCCAUUGUCCCUGGGUAUCGAAACAGCUGGCGGUGUAAUGACUACUUUGAUCAAGAGGAACACGACCAUACCGACCAAACAAACGCAAACCUUCACCACCUAUUCGGAUAAUCAACCCGGUGUCUUGAUUCAAGUAUACGAAGGAGAAAGAGCCAUGACCAAAGACAAUAAUAUUCUAGGAAAAUUCGAGCUUACCGGUAUUCCACCUGCGCCUAGAGGGGUUCCUCAGAUCGAAGUUACUUUCGAUAUCGAUUCGAACGGUAUCUUAAACGUUUCUGCCGUUGAAAAGUCGACUGGAAAAGAGAACAAGAUCACGAUCACGAACGAUAAGGGUAGAUUAUCGAAAGAAGAUAUCGAAAGGAUGGUGAACGAAGCAGAGAGGUAUCGCAACGAGGACGAACAACAACGGGAGAGAAUAUCCGCCAAGAACACUUUGGAAUCUUACUGUUUCAACAUGAAGAGUACAAUGGAGGAUGAGAAGGUGAAAGAUAAGAUCGAUCCAUCCGACAAAGACAAGGUUCUCAACAAAUGCAACGAAGUGAUUUCGUGGUUGGAUAGGAAUCAAUUGGCCGAGAAGGAAGAGUUCGUGGAUAAACAAAAGGAGUUAGAGUCCGUCUGCAAUCCUAUAGUGACGAAAUUGUAUCAGGGAGCUGGCGGUGGUGCACCGGGUGGAUUUCCAGGAUCUGCUCCUGGAGGAGGCGCAGGUGGCGGACCAACCAUCGAAGAAGUAGAUUAAAUUGUCAUCGUCGUCCAUAGCACCGAAACCGUCAUAUUUCGUUUAUCAUUUAUCAUUUCUCGUUUUCGUUUAGUUGUUUAACACGCAUAUACAUACACAUAUAUUUUUGUACAGUCAUGAUCACCGAUAUUUCUACGCUUUCUUAAAAUACGUGUAAUAUACAAAGGUUUUGAGAACAGACUUUUUUCUGUAAUUCUGUAAUAGUAUUUUAAUUUAAUUAAAUAGAAUUUGUUACAUAAAA
Messenger RNA from Megachile rotundata (alfalfa leafcutting bee), 2852 nucleotides. Its product is annotated as heat shock 70 kDa protein cognate 4. The record is from RefSeq and is a predicted model, not a curated record. Lineage: Eukaryota; Metazoa; Arthropoda; Insecta; Hymenoptera; Megachilidae. Gene Ontology annotation, molecular function: ATP-dependent protein folding chaperone; ATP binding.